AUGCAAACAUUACAAAUCAAUUGCGGUUUCUGCGAAUGGGUUGGACACUUGAAGAAUUAUCAAGAUCAUCUUGAAAAGUUACAUCAACAAUAUAGAUGUUCUUGUUGUACUGAAGUUUAUAAUUCUCUUGUACUACUGGAAGAGCAUAACGACAAAUUUUGUCCAAAGAAAUUAGUAAAUUGUCUUCUACAAUCAUAUGGAUGUAAAGAACAGAUUCUUCGUAGUGAUCUCAAAGAACAUUAUCGGACAGAAGAGCACCAGAGAAGUGUUCUGUUCUGUAUGAAUCAGCUUAAUUCACAACUUAAAGAACAAUAUCAGACAUCUUCAUCUAUUGAUACUGAUAUGAAAAUGGAAAUAUCCAAUAUGAAUUCGCAAAUGACGACUACAUCAUCUUCAGAAACAAAUAUGGAUGAAUAUAAAAGUGAAUUAGAAUUGUAUUCGAAAAUGAUAAAUCCUCUCGCAGAUGGUAUUCAUGAACUGAAUAACGAAGUGAUUCGUUUGAACAAUGAUGCAUUACAACAAUCCGAAUCAAUUACAGCAAUAACUAAAGCUUUGCCAACAAUGAAAACAUCGAUUGAAGAAUCAAAUAAUGUUUUAAGUGCAAUGAAUAUUAAUUUAAUGGUUCUUCAACAAAAGAUAUUAUCUUUAAGAUAUCAAUUGGAAGAUCAGCAAGUUAUCUCUUAUGAUGGAACAUUAAUAUGGAAAAUUAAUCAAUUCCGAGAGAAAAUGGAUGAUGCAAAAUCGGAACGACAAACAUCGAUAUACUCUCCGCCAUUUCGUUCAUCUCCUACCGGAUAUCAAAUGCGAGCGCGUCUAUAUUUACACGGGGAUGGAAAUGCUCGACGUACACAUAUGUCUGUAUUUUUCGUUUUAAUGCGUGGCCCUCAUGAUUGUAUACUUCAUUUCCCGUUUAAUUAUAAAGUUACAUUUUGCCUCUAUGAUCAAACAUCCAACAAGAAACAUAUUAUUGAUUCAUUUCGUCCUGAUAUAAAAUCAAAUAGUUUUCAACGACCACGUUCCGAUAUGAAUAUUGCAAGUGGUAUUCCAAAAUUUGUUCCACUAAAUAUGAUUGAUAAACCUGAUAGUUCAUAUGUUAAGGAUGAUACAAUGUUUAUUAAAGUCAUGGUAGAUUUUGAAAAUAUGGCAAAAGCAAUAUUACCAUAUAUAUCUUUAUUGAAUCCUGGUUUACCAGCACAUAUUCAACAAAAGAUGAUACGACAAGAGAUCGAACGAAAAACACAAAAAGUAUGA
Messenger RNA from Adineta steineri, 1251 nucleotides. Lineage: Eukaryota; Metazoa; Rotifera; Eurotatoria; Adinetida; Adinetidae. The record is from the annotation of a GenBank genome assembly.